Molecule: messenger RNA, 3975 nt
Organism: Grammomys surdaster
Lineage: Eukaryota; Metazoa; Chordata; Mammalia; Rodentia; Muridae
Gene: Cspg5
Product: chondroitin sulfate proteoglycan 5
Exons: 5
Coding region: 1887-3608 (573 amino acids)
Biological process (GO): nervous system development
Source: RefSeq, a predicted model, not a curated record
AUUUCUCUCCAGGGAAGGUAGAAGAUAGUUGAGGAAGGAAAUAUGAAUUUCACAUUCUGUACACUUGCUUGUUUUAUUGAUCAAAACAACACAGCAUUUAAAUGGAUAGUUACAGAUGGGAAAUAGGGUAGAUAGAGGGAUUUGGUUGGUUAGCUGGUUCUAGGCAGGGAUUAGAUUACAGACAUGAGCUACCAUAACCAGCAAAUACAAUUAUGUUGCAGUACUAGGAAUUGAACCUUAAGUCUCACUCAUUUUAGGAAAGUGCUCUCCCUAACUCUUAGUGUUUUACCAUGAGUAAGAAAAGGUACUUUAUUGUGACAAUGCCCUAGAUGUUAAAUAACUUACAUAGGGUCUCCGGUGCAGACCCACUUUAGAAGGAGGAGGUAGGAACUUCCACCAACAUCCACAUUUGAUAACUACCACCCAAGAACUGAAGAAAGACGUAGGUAUUAUGUGGGUAUUAUAUCUGGAUAAGCAAGCCCCCUCUUGACUGGAACUCCAGACGGGACAAGUCUGUCUGGUCGCCACUCCACAGAUACCAUACAGGCCCCACAGAGUCACCUCCGAGCCAGGAUUUAAGUGUCAAACUGCUGGAAUUUUGUUAGCCUGGAGGGGACUCUAGGCAGGGCGAAUGGGUACAGCCUUAGUUUUGAGAGAAAAGGAGUGUUGAACCAACCUCACUAGAAGAUAAGUGUGAGACAGAUUAAAUGAUGGCUCUCCAUCUUGCUCAUAUUUGGUUCUGACAGAAACGAGACCAUCAACACCAGCAUUGCCCCAUGCCCUUGGGCUGAGCUGAGCGUGAUCAUUUAGGUCAAUAAUAAAACAUCAAGAAGUAGGCUAUUUGGGAGUCGGGGGAAGACCAGGUGACUAAGCUGUAGUUCUGCCUCCCCUCCAACAAGUCUCCCAGUAAGCAGUGAACCUGGGUUAGAAACAGAGAACAGAGAUGUCUCAGUCCACAUUCCGUGUGUACCUCUUAAUCUAACCAGGAACUUGGGUUUGGGUAGUACUGGGCACCUGCGGAAGGCCGCCCUGGAUUUAGAAAAGGGAAGGCGGAGUCCAAAUACUGGGGACCGGUCUCACCCCUUGCCCGAUAAUGCGUUGGGUGGACCUGGCUGUGCAAGAUUUAAACUAAUGGCUUUGGCUGUGGACGGAUUAGGUCUGAUCCGAUUAGAGCCUAGGCCAUAGUAUUCGCUCCUUGCCAGGCUCUGUGGACGUUCUCCCUGCUCUCGUGAAGAAGGCUUAGAGACGGAUUGGAGAACCUUCCUAGCACCGAACACCGGAUUGGCACCCGAGAGUCAGUGUCCCGGGCUCCGCUCUUUCCACACUGAGGGCGCGGGCUUCCGCCCCCUGUGGCCCUUCCGAGCCCCGCCCCGAGCCUGCGGGUGUCGGAGCCCGCGACGUCCCCGCCUCCCCUGCGCGCGCGUGGCGGGUGGGUUCCUCGGAGGUCCGCGGCCGAGCGCUCUCAGCACCGGGAGCGCAGGCGGGCCGCGUGGGCUGCCGCCGGUGCACCUGUCGGCUUCCCCCAGUGGCUCUGCUGCCGCCCCUGCGCGCCGCGCGUGCAUCGCUCUCCACGUCCCGUGCCAGAGGGGUCUGACUGUCCCCUGGCGAGGAGGAACGAGAGGGGCCGGCGUCAACGCGACGUGCUGCGAGGCGGGCGGAGUGGGGGCGGCGCCGAGCGCGGCGGCGGCGGCGGCAAGCGGCAGCGGCGGCGCGGGAGGCGGGGAGGCGCGGCGCGCGGAGGACAGCGGCUGACGGCGGCAUGCGGCGGCUCAUGCUGCCCACCGUGGGCUGAGGCGGCCGCAGACGGGCGGCAGGCGCAGCGGCCGGGCAAGCCGAGGGCGCAGCCAAGCCGCGCGCACCGCGAACAGCGGCCGGGGCUCCGCGCAAUGGGCCGAGCUGGAGGCGGGGGCCCGGGCUGGGGGCCGCCGCCAGCGUUGCUGCUCCUGGGGGUCACGCUGAUGCUCACCGCUGGGGCCGUACCAGCACGGGAAGCAGGCAGUGCGAUCGAGGCUGAAGAGCUGGUGAGGAACGGCCUUGCAUGGGAGUCGCGUGCCAAUGACACGCGGGAGGAAGCCGGCCUGCCAGCAGCUGGGGAAGAUGAGACCUCGUGGACAGAGCCGGGCAGUGAGCUGACUGCGGUGGGCCCUGGGGUCGGGCCAGAGGAGGCACUAGAGGCAUCGGCUGCAGUGACUGGCACUGCCUGGCUAGAGGCAGAUGGCCCAGGCCUGGGUGGAGUGACUGCAGAGGCUGGCAGUGGCGACGCCCAGACCCUUCCAGCUACGCUCCAGGCUCCUGAUGAGGCCCUUGGGUCAUCUACAAUGCCCCCUGCCAUCCCUGAGGCUACUGAAGCCAAUGGACCUCCCUCCCCCACUAUCCAUGAUAAGCCUAGCCUAGGCCCUGAACUCCCUCAGGAGAUCCCCUUGGAGGUUUGGCUGAACCCGGGAGGCAGCACACCUGACCCUCAAGGGCCAGAGCCCACUUUUCCCCUUCAAGGCACUCUAGAGACCCAACCAGCCUCAGAUAUAAUUGACAUUGAUUACUUUGAAGGAUUGGAUAGUGAGGGCCGUGGUGCAGACAUGGGCAGCUUCCCCGGGUCACCAGGAACCUCCGAAAAUCACCCUGACACUGAAGGAGAGACCCCUUCCUGGAGCCUGCUUGACCUGUACGACGACUUCACGCCCUUCGAUGAGUCUGAUUUCUACCCCACCACAUCCUUCUAUGAUGAUAUGGAAGAGGAAGAAGAGGAAGAGGAGGAUAAGGAUGCAGUGGGAGGUGGAGACCUGGAAGAUGAAAAUGACCUUCUCCUGCCCUCUCAAAAGCCUGGUGUGGGGCCUGGGACAGGACAGCCCACCAGUCGGUGGCAUGCUGUUCCGCCACAGCAUACUCUGGGGAUGGUACCUGGAAGCAGUAUCUCUCUUAGGCCCCGCCCUGGAGAUCCAGGCAAGGACCUGGCCUCAGGCGAAAAUGGCACCGGCACCGAGUGCCGAGUUGGCUUUGUCAGGCAUAAUGGCUCCUGCCGGUCUGUCUGUGACCUCUUCCCCAGUUACUGUCACAAUGGCGGCCAGUGCUACCUGGUGGAGAACAUAGGGGCUUUCUGCAGGUGUAACACCCAGGACUACAUCUGGCACAAGGGCAUGCGCUGUGAAUCCAUCAUCACAGACUUCCAGGUGAUGUGCGUGGCCGUCGGCUCGGCCGCACUCGUGCUGCUGCUCCUGUUCAUGAUGACUGUGUUCUUCGCCAAGAAGCUCUAUCUGCUCAAGACUGAGAAUACCAAGCUACGGAGGACCAACAAAUUCCGGACCCCAUCUGAGCUCCACAAUGAUAACUUCUCCCUCUCCACCAUUGCCGAGGGCUCGCAUCCAAAUGUAAGGAAACUUUGCGACACUCCCUGUGUCUCCUCCCCCCAUGCCAGUGCCUUGGCUCACUAUGAUAACAUUGUCUGUCAGGACGACCCCAGUGCUCCCCAUAAAAUCCAGGAAGCUCUCAAGUCCCGCCUGAAGGAGGAAGAGUCCUUUAACAUCCAGAACUCCAUGUCACCCAAACUUGAGGGUGGCAAAGGUGACCAGGAUGACUUGGAGGUGAACUGUCUCCAGAAUAACCUAACCUGAGACCCAGCAAGAAGAGAGGAAAGGGGGGUGGGGGAGGGAAGGACCGUUGUCUCCUCUCUGGCAGUGUCGACGUCUCGUAACCAUUUGUUAAGCUUUUCUUUUUCUGAUCUCAUGGCAUGCUCUGAUGUGUUUUGUAGGAGGGGGAAACACUUAAAAUAAGCAAAGAAACUGAGCAGGAUUGCAUAUAUUGGAUGGUUCUUGUCUGUGCUCUCUGUACGUUGCUUCUGCAGCUGUGACUUCUAAACCUCUUCUGGCACUCAGCUGACUUUUGGUUUUGUACUUUGACCCGCCUUUUUUGGAAUACCAGUUAAAAAAAACAAAAACAAAAACAAGGUUCUUGAAAUAAAACUUUUUAAAAAGCUGUCCA